This is a messenger RNA of Lytechinus pictus (painted urchin), 6766 nucleotides long. RefSeq names its product trichohyalin-like. The record is from RefSeq and is a predicted model, not a curated record. Lineage: Eukaryota; Metazoa; Echinodermata; Echinoidea; Temnopleuroida; Toxopneustidae. Bases 26 to 1465 code for a protein of 479 amino acids. The transcript is spliced from 17 exons. Gene Ontology annotation, cellular component: troponin complex.
ACUUGUUUGCUUGCUGUGAGAUACCAUGGGUGAUGAUUAUGAAGCAGAGGAGCGGGCCAGGAGGAGGGAAGAGAGAAGAAAAAAGAGGGAGGCUGAACGUGCUACGGCGGCUGCAACCAAUGGUUUUGAUAGUACUUCUAGCAGAGACCUGGAUGAAAUCAGAAGAAGACGGGAGGAGCGUCGGGCAAAGCUCAGGCAAUCAGGGGCAGAGGAGACGGAGACUAAUGGGCCAACAGAGGAAACAGACGAAGAGAGAGCGCGGCGAGAGAGGAGAGAAAAGAGGGCCAGGGAGCGAGCAGAGAGAGAAGCAGCCGAUGCAGAAGAAGAGUCGUCAUACAUAUCUCGUCGCCGUCGACAACGGGAGGAGAACAACAAUGAAUCUUUGACGCCAAAAAAGAUUGAGAGUGAAACGGUAGAAGACACAUCAUCCAACCAACAACAGGAGGAAGAUGAUACACAGAAUCAGAGAGAGGAAGAGGAGAGGAGACAGAGAGAAGAAGAAGAAGAGAGACAGAGACAAGAGGAGAGGGAGCGAAGACGUCGUGAGAAAGAGGAGGAAGAAGAACGUCAAAGGCAAGAGGAGGCAGCAUCAGCCACAGCCAGGGAAGAAGAGGAGAGAAGGCAAGAAGAGGAACGCCAGAGGUUGGAAGAAGAGGAGGAGAGGCAACAAGAGGAAGAGAGAGAACGAGAAGAACGUAGCAGGAGAAGGGAAGCAGAAAGGGAAGAGGAGGAACGCCAGAGACAGCAGGAAGAGGAGGACGAAAGACGGAGACAAGAAGAAGAGAGAGAAGAGGAGGAGAAUCGCAAAAAGGCUGAAGCCGAAAGAAAAGCUGGAGAGGAAAAGAAGAAGGCUGAAGAGGAACACAGUAAGAAAGCCGAGGCUGAAAAGAAAAAAGCAGAGCAGGAACGAAAGAGGAAAGAAGAAGAAGCGAAGAAGAAGGAAGAGGAGAAGAAAAGAAAAGCAGCUGAGGAGGAACGUCGGAAAAAGGAACAAGCAGAGAAGAAGCCAGCCGAGCAAGCAAAGACAGAUGCAGCUCCUGCAGCCGACGCUGCUCCCGCCGCCGCUCCCGCCAAACCUAAACCCAAACUUGGCGGCAAGCUUGGUAGUAAACUCACUGCCGGAAGAAAAAAGAAUAUUAUGCAAAUGAUGAUGAAGAAGGCCCAGACUGACCUGAAGGUUGAAGCAGAACAGAAAGCCGAGAUGAGGGAUAAGUACGUUGAAGAAAAUGUCAAACCACUCAGCAUUGAUUCCUUGUCACGCGAUCGUCUUCGUGAGCUCUGCGAAGAGCUGAGCGAGCAGCUGAGGGAUGCCGAGGGUAACAAAUUUGACCUGGAAGUUAUUAUACGCAAGCAAGAUCUAGAGAUUGAAGACAUGAAAGUUCGAGCUAAUGAAGCAAGGGGCAAAUUUGAAAGACCAGAGCUUAAGAAAGUACAGAGGAAUACAGACAAACCGUCUGACACGUAAACUAGGUUCUUUAAUUCAUCUCGUUUGCAUCGUCAUCUUCUUUAUUCAUGUGCUAUUGUCUCCGAGACUUGAUUGCCAGACCAAUACAGUUCAACCAAUCGGAUCGCCCAUCUCAUCUUGUAGAGGCCUCCUUCAUCCAAUUGCAUUUCAUGUCUUAUAGAAAGAUAUUGACAACUAUAACAACUCCCUAUGUUUCCUCAUGAGGUUACAUAUUCGGUGAAAAUAUAUGGUUUCUUAGAAUGUUCCCCUCUGAUGAAGAUAAAUAUGGUCAUUUCUACAGUACUUUGACAAAAGGAAGCAAGUGACAUUUUAACCAAAAUUGAUUUUUUUUAUUUGUCAAACAUCUUUAUUAUUGAUUUCCUCUUCUGGGUGAACCUUUGUCGAAAAAUAAAAUGCAUUUGGAUUUAUUUAAAUGACAGAAUUGUUUGCUCUUUUACAGAAAAUUAUAGUUUUAUAACUUGCUUUCUUUUGUCAAAAUAGGGCAGCAUCGUUGGCUUUGUUCAACUCGGCUCUACAGAAAUCAUUAGUGAACUUUUGGAAGAAAUCCAUUAUUUCGUGGGUUCAGAGUACAUAGUAGAUAGUUUAUAGCUACAUUAUAUUUAUAGAUGUAUGCAAUUACCAGGGAUGCCAACUAUUUUUAAUUGCGGUUUUUUAUGAAAAGUACUGCAGGCUUUAUGAAAAACUAUUUUGUUUCCCAAAACUGACAUUAUCCACAUAUCUAUUACAGAACAGUUGAAAAUACUGUUUUGCCAACAGAAACAUCACUAUUACAUCCCUCCAAAUAGAAACAUCACUAUUUCAUCCCUCCAAAUACUGCAAAUGUUCCUCCAAGGUUGGCAUUUCCAAAUAGUUAUGAUAUUACAAAGUGCCUUAUAUAGAACACUACACCCUAAACUAUGCAAGUUAUUUAUUUCUCAAUGACAUAUAGUCUGGGCAAUAAGGGCUCUUUAAAAGUGUUCCUACGGUGUAGUCCAUGUACCUAUUUCCUGCCUGUAUCAUAAUCUACUUUGAUGUGUGAUGAGAUUGUCUUUGUCUCAAAACUUCAAACCAAGUUACUGGGCCAUGUAACACAAAGGUUUGUGGUCAAUUGCAAUUAUUAAAAAUGAUUCUGAUUGGUUCCUGGGCAGUGGUAUGAACAAAAUCUGUAUAUGACAAUGAUCAUGAUUGGCCAUUGUCAUUUAGCAUUUGAAUGCAAAUUUUUGUGUUACAGAGCCCGGGAAAAUUACAAUAGGAUAUCGAUGCAACACAAUGUAUUCACAAUUUCAUAUGUAAGUGCCAAAAUCAUAGCCAGAUGGAUGUAUUUAGAACAGAAGUUGUAUUCUAAAAAAUUAGGGUUACCUUGGAUUUAAGUUUUUUCUCAUGAUACCCCCUUGGUCAGACAUGGCACAACAAAUGACUCCACUUAUCGUUGCCUGUUGACUACUGAAUUCUGUCAUUUCUAUAGACUUUUUAUUUGGACUACCCUACUCCAGUAGGCAAUAGAUUCGUCAAUGGUUAUGCUGGGUGUGAGGUCUGAAAUGAGCAAAAUCAUCUUGUGUUAAAACUGCAAAAAAAUCAGGUUAUCCUAUUUUAUUUACAGUAUUCUUAGAUUUUGUUUUAUCGGUCUGCAGAUUUUUCAGUUACAAACCAAACUAUUUAUCCUGUCUGUAACAUUUGUUGGAUAAAAUAUUGACUUUGUAUUUAAGAAAAAAUUGCUUUGCUCUUUGUUGCCCUGUGUCUGAACACACCUUAAUUUUGUCAUUCCCUUGACUAGGAGUAUCCCUGGUUCAUUCAGACUGAGAAAAAUAAUCCUGAGAUAAGCAAUAUCUCACAUACAAUGCAGCUCAGUGUUAUUGCAAAGCCAUGCCUACAUACAUGUAUGAAUAGCUCUUGUAUGUACUUUUGGAGACUCUCUUUGCACUUGUAUAUAUUUGUUUAAUUUUGAUUGGCUUCAGUAUAAAUACUUUGCCUAUUACUGCCUUCUGUAGAAACUUUUAGACAUAUUAUUCACUGUAGUCCCACGUACUAACUUUGGAUAAAUGUUCAGUACUAGAAAAAUACUGGGAGGAACAAGCUAUCAAUAGUUUACUGUAUGAAAUGUCACUACUGCCUUUGAACAUUCAUACAUUCAUGUUGAUAUAUCAUUAUCAGGGUAUCUGCAUGAAAGUUAUUAAGUUCAUUGACUCUCGUUAAUUAUGGAGGAGCAAAUUCAGGGAUAUGGUCACAUCCUAUGUGCUAUUUAUCAACUUAUAGCAACUUCCGUGCCACCCAUUUUACAAGCAUUUGCCUACAAUAAACUUUCAGGAAGACAAGAUUACCUUCAAACUAGAAACUGGUAUUUCUUAAUCAAAAAUGUAUGUAGCAUUAUUUCAAAGGAACAGGUUUCCAGUUUAAGACAUAUCUCCAAACCAAUCUCGGACUGAGAAUGAAAUAUCUAUCACUCUUAUGCGGUAUUUUACAUAAAUCAGUUAGUUGAUAGUGACCUUAAUGUAUCCUGUUCAUGUUGCCAGUAUAUAUAUGUUGUAUAUAAUUCUAUUAUAGAAUGUGUGGUGAUAUGAAAUGAAGCAUUAUUGUACUUUCCUUUUUUAUGAUGUCAUAUAUUAACCAUAGAUGGUUUUGACAACAUGCACUCUGGUGGAUUAAACAAAUCACCCCCCCCCCUUCUUAGUCACCUAGUCACGUCACUGAUAGAACCCAAUCUUCUUGACCUUGACACCGAGUCGUAUAGGUCAAAGGUCAAUAGAUUGUGCACAGAAAAGUUCACAACAUGCUUGAAAGAUAGAUAGAUUAGGCAGAUAUGCAAAAAAGAUAUCCAGCUCCAGAAGAAAAAGAAACAAAUGACGAUUGCAUGCAUUAUCUAGUUUCUCAGUAGAAGGCUAUGUAGCAUACUGUCACCUGAUGUUGGUCACCUGACAUAGGUCACCUGAUGUUGGCCACCUGACAUAGGUCACCUGAUGUUGUUCACCUUACAUUGGUCACCUGAUAUCAGUCACCAAAAAUAGUCACCUGAUAUUAGACCCUGAUAUUAGUCACCUGAUAAUGGUCACCAGACGAUGCAAAGUUGUUUGCGAAGGGCACAGACAUUCUCUCUGCUAGUUCUAGCAUUUAGUGCUUUGUGAUGUCUCUAGGGUAUACCAGCUAAUGUAGAUGUCCCCCUACAUAAUUGCUGGAUGACCUUUGACUCAUCAAUCUUGAUCUUCCCGUGACCAUUACAUGACCACUACAUGCAAACGACUUACCAAGAACAAUUCUACUACAUGUAUCAAAAGCAGGUAGAACAAGAACUGUUCAGAACACCUUAAAAUCAAUCACAUCCUCUGUAUGUGUGAUUUCUCAGUGACUUUCCUUAGGCCUGUAUCACAAGCCCUAGUGGUCAAUCGUACACUGAUAUAAAUGAUUGAUUACACUUGAUUAUCAAUGUAAUCAAUAGAAAAUAACAAACAUGCAGCCAAACAUGGUUUUGUGUUCCGGGCCCUGAUCGCACAGUGUAUAGAGAAAGAGAAUGAGAAAGGAAAGGGAGGAAUACUAAGAAGGAUUUCUAUUUCAUGGUAUGGUGAAACAGAGCUUUGAUAGAAGCCUGUUGCAGGAGAUACUUCGCAAACAUAUAUAAAUUAAUCAGUUGUAUAUGAACAUGAAUAAUUUAUUCAAGUUGUAAGGGGAAUAUAUCCAGGGUAAUUGGUUUCAUAUACUUAAUGAGAUUCAUUAUGAUUAAGGAUGAAACCAGAUUUUGUUUUACAGUUAUGAAUGUAGAGAUCUAAAUGUAAUCUGAUUAAGAUAUUUGAAUGGUGCUUUACUUAGUCUUUUCAACUUUUAGAAAUCUUAACUUAUUGUUUUUUUGUCCUUUGCACAGCGGGCUUUCGUAGGGGAGAUUUUUUUUUUCAUUUUUAGUUCAUGAACUCUAGGUGAAAGCAUAUGUGUGCAUAAAAAAUUAAUGAAAAAGGGAAAAAAGACUUAAAGUUAGAAGAAAAAAUACUUUUUGUUGCUUUGUAUUGUAGAAAUCUAUUUAUUGAUUAAUUUCUUGUUUUUAACUAUCCAGUAUUUAUUGUACAUGUAGAGUUUUGUUAUAAACAACUAAUUAUGCCAAGUGUAUUAAUGAGAAGUUGAUAAUGUGUUUUCCAUUGUAAUGCAAUAUGAUAUUUGUUGUAGAACUAGUCUUGUUAUAUUUGUAUGUAAUGGUAUCGUGUACCACAUGUUCUGUCUAUUGUGUUUCAUUUCAUAUAUUUUCAGUUUGAUAUUUUAGCUCAAUUUAGGAUUAUGUACGUAGAAAACCAAAUGUUUCAGAAUCGAUGAGAGAUUUGAGUGAUUUUUUUCUUGACGUGAGCUGUAAUUUUAAUUGCAUUGGACAGAUUAAUAAUUUGUGACAAAUAUUUUUCUUCCACUCUUUCUAAUGACUUCUUUCUGAUUUUAUAUAUUGUAUUUUAUUAUCCUUGUAAAGGUGAUUUCAAACAUUUUCUCUUCAUUAUUUAAUCAUUUUGAGAUGCAUUUAUGUUUUGAACACUAAAAGAAGAGUGGAUAGUGAGGCUAGUGAUGUGAAAUCAGUCUAAUAUCUUUGGAAAGAAAGAUGAGUUGUAUAAUGACAUCUGUUAACGUGAUUGGUCAAAGUUUUCUGUAUCUUUCAUGUGAUGUUUGUGAUUGGUCAAUCAUGCUACAUGUUUGACCAAUCAGAAAUUGUCUUUUAAAAUAUCGAAGAAACUAAUAUAAAGCAGAGUAAAGAUAUUUAAUAGGUGAUGAGAAUUUUAGCUUAAAUUAUUUGGUGACUCAGUAAAAUCCAUGAACAAGUGAUUAGAAUAUUAACGUAUAUAUGAGGAAUUCUCGGCUCAAAAUAAGUAUUACACUAAUUGUUUAAUGUGUGUUGAUGAUACAACCGUUGAAUAUGAGGAAAAGUUGAUGACAUCUUAUGGGGAUAUCGGUCCAAGAGAUAAACAUUUUUUGCCACCGGUUAGUUCACCCAAUGCCAAUUAUUUCAUUUGCCAUAUUGUAAAUUAUAAUUGUGGAGGUUCUAUUUGUACUCCUGCAUGGGAACUAUCUAAAGGAUUGACAGUUUCCUGAUCUUGGAAUUGGCUUCUUUUUUAAGUAGUUCAUUUUUUUUUUAUAAAUAAAACGGAUGUCACCAGAUUUUUCUAAUAUGAAGAAAUUAUAUUUUCUGAUUUCUUUCAUAUUCACAACAUUGAGCUAACGUACAUUGAUCGAUCAGAUGUUUGUUUUAAUCAGAAUACUGAAAAUGGAAUGUUGAAGAUGAAAGCAAACAAUUGCUUGGAAAGUCGAAUGAUAUGUAUACACAAAGGCAUAAUCAAUAAAUGACCCAAUAAUACAAAUCCAUAA